GGAAUGGCAGAAUUUGUAGAAAAAUCAUUGGAAGAAUUGCUUCCAGUCUUUGAACAACUCAAAUUGGUUCAAUUAUUUUCUCCUGAGGAAGUUUGCGAUUUUAUUAAGAAUUGUCGUGAUUAUGAGUACAAAUUGUGCAAACAGACUAAAGUUGCCAAAGACUUUUUGGCAUAUGCAGCAUAUUUAGAAGAAAAAUUGGAUUUAAUUGUUGAACGACGAAAAGAAUUAAAGUUUUUACAUCGAUAUGAUCAAAUUGAUAGACCAUUAAAGCAUAAAUGUGCUCAUCUUUAUCGAAUAUGUGCUGCUAGAUUUAAGAAAAUGGAAUAUCAUAAUAAAGAAAUUGCUUUUCUACACAAUGCAAAAAUGCGCAAAUUAUGCAGUCGGGCUUAUACUCGUUUACUUCAAAUUUAUGCCCAUUUACCUGAAAAUCAUGUGAGAGCUGCUCGCUUUGAAUUUUUUGAUAAUAAAAGUGCAGAAAAUGCUCGAACAUUAAUUUUGAUGGGUUUGAGGAAAUUUCCACAAUAUGUUCCUCUUUGGGUGACACAUUUUGAAAUUGAAUUACGUUAUGUGGCAAGAUUACUUGAACGACGAGAAUUUUUAAUGAAAACGGACGAUCGUAGCAACCAUCUACAUUCUAAAAAUAAUGAAGAGAUUAAAAAAUCAUUUGAUCCUAUCAAUACUGGAGAUGAUGAAUUUUUAAAAUUGAGUCUUGCAAAAGUUGUUUUUGAAAUGGCUGUUAAAACAAUUCGUGAAAGGGGACAUAAAGCAGGAUUAAUUCGUCAAUUCAUUAAAAUAGCUGAAGAUUGUGGUGAAUUUACAAAAGAUUUGGUUGCAAGUAUGCGUGAAUAUAUGAGUAUUUAUGGACUUGAAUUGGAAGAAGAAAUUGAUCAAAUGGAGGUUCCAAAUGAAGAUUUAUUUGAAAUUGACACAAAAAGAAUGGGAAGUGAUGAAAUAAAAAAAGAAGAAGAAAAUAUAGUUAAAGUUGAAAGGAAAAGUGUUUUGGAUGGUUUUAAUCCUGAUGAUCCGGAAAUUAAAAAGUUACUUGAAAAGGCUUCACUUACAGAAGAUUAUGAUUCAAAACCUUUGGAUGAAGUAUUAAAACGUUCAAAAACACAAGAGAAAAAAAUGAGAAAAUCUCAGAAUUCCCAAACAGCAGGGGAAAGUUGGUUUGGAUUGCCUGCUUCUGAAAUGGAUGAAGAAAAACGGAGAGAUUUGGAAUUGAUACAAAUGAGAAAUAUAUUAGAUCCAAAGCAGCAUUACAAGAAAAGUGACAGAAAUGUUUUGCCAAAAUAUUUUCAGAUUGGUCAAAUAGUUGAAUCUAGCGCCGAUUUCUACUCUGCUCGUUUAAAUAAAAAACAACGUAAAAAUACUUUGGCAGAAGAAUUAAUGAAUGAUCACGAAAUUAUUGCUAAAAACAAAAAACAUUAUGCUAAAAUUGUUCAAAAAAGAGAAGCAACAAAAGGUGUUGGAGUAUUUAAAAAGUCUGGGUAUUUACCUAAACAUAAAAAGAAGAGACGGAAAAAUUUUUAA
Messenger RNA from Meloidogyne enterolobii, 1530 nucleotides. Lineage: Eukaryota; Metazoa; Nematoda; Chromadorea; Rhabditida; Meloidogynidae. The record is from the annotation of a GenBank genome assembly.